AUGACAUGUGCACUCUGCGGCGCCAAAGCUCAUAAUGUGAGAACUUGCCCCUUGCCUGGAAGAGAUAGGUACCUGAAAGCGCAAGAACAUGCUAGAAAGAUUCACUCCUGGUCGAAGCAGCCACAGAAAGGCAGAAAGCCGCCCCGUCUUGGUGGUGUGAACAAAAAAUUUAAAAAGCAGCGUGCAUUGCAAUACAGUGGGGCCAAGAAAGUUGAGUUGCAGAAAAAAAAUAGAAAUCAAAAUCGCAAGAAGACGGCUAGUCUUCCGCAGACUCUGGAGUCUCAACGUGCAGCUGUUGACACCUUGCAACGCUUGGGCUUUCUGCAAGAGCUACCUCGCAUUUGCACCACCUGUCGCCGAGGCACCUUUGGAGAAAGUCAAAUCACUUCCACUCAGCAAAUCUUUUGGCGAUGCAUAGAUUCAGACUGUCGCAAGCGAGUCAACGUCCUAGAUCUUGCCUCUUGGCUUCCGGACGGAGUUCGGCGCCGAGGAUACAGUCCGUUUCAACUUCUGCAUUUGCUCCGUGAGUAUGCUGCUUUGCGUGGUGCUCGCCCAGCAUCGCUCCAGGCCACUGCAAUCUCCGUGGGGAUCCAUGUGACUCUGGUGGGACGUCUUUUUGCUUGCCUACGUGGUCUGGAAGCAGCUGCCGGUGAAAAGUUGAGCCGUUCUCUGCAAGUCAAAAAUGCUGUUGAAGUGGAUGCCACUUCUGUGCGCACGGUGCGCAUUGGAAAAAAUAGCCAGACCUACAAAGAUCAGAUCGCACUUUGGAAGCGAAAGCAUCCCCACGCAGCAGAUCCACCUCAUUAUCUGGUACACUUUCGUGUUCUGGGUGCUUGUGAACGUGGUUCUGGUCGCAUGGUCAUUGCCCCAGCCUCCUUGAAAGUGUUGCCUGCGACAGCAAAACCACCUCAGGAGAGCAUUGCUGAAAUUGCCGGCCCACAGGUGCAUGAGAAGCUGGGACAGCUCGCAAGGAAUGUAUAA
Molecule: messenger RNA, 981 nt
Organism: Cladocopium goreaui
Lineage: Eukaryota; Dinophyceae; Suessiales; Symbiodiniaceae
Source: the annotation of a GenBank genome assembly